Molecule: messenger RNA, 5307 nt
Organism: Ornithodoros turicata
Lineage: Eukaryota; Metazoa; Arthropoda; Arachnida; Ixodida; Argasidae
Product: E3 ubiquitin-protein ligase SHPRH-like
Exons: 24
Coding region: 357-5015 (1552 amino acids)
Biological process (GO): DNA damage response; protein polyubiquitination
Cellular component (GO): nucleus
Molecular function (GO): metal ion binding; ubiquitin protein ligase activity; ATP-dependent chromatin remodeler activity
Source: RefSeq, a predicted model, not a curated record
UCACUUCGCUUGUCACGGUUGCAAAGGGAAAAGGUGGUUGCGUUUUGUUGUGUUUCCUCGCCUGCCUUGAUUAAAAAAAAAAAAAAGGAUUAGGCGAGACUGACGCUGGAAAGUGGAAAAGCCGCAACCGCAGUACCCAUCCAUCCAUCUACUGUCCCUACAGCAACAAAAGGCAAAAAAGCACCAGCCGGACGAAGUGAAUGGUAAACGGAUCAUUCGCAAACGACACGGACGCAUCACUUGUCUGCGGAGUUGGCAUGGUCGAUCUUGUGCGCGCACUUUCCAUCAAGCGAUGAGCGCACGUGUUGUACAACAACAACCAACGUCAUUUAUUAGAGAAAGUAACACGCACAAAAAUGCCAAGACAGAAAAACACCAGUCCUACGAAGAACGUUUCUGGGACAACGGAGACGCUCUUUACAAAUCCUGCGGACGCGGAAGUGCCCGAUUGCAGUGCUUCCGAGCAGUGCGACCUCGUAGAAUUAGUACCAGUUGCAAGAAAUGAUCAGAGAAGAAAUAAAAAACGUCGCUCAAAUGUUCCACCAGGGGUGCAUAACACGAUUUCCCAGUUUGACUUCUGUAUUCCUAUCGUUCAUCCUACGAAGGUGGUUAGCAAGGAUAAAGUUCAAGUAGGGAGCCUAUUUCGACUCGGAGGCAUCACCUUUGCAGCUACCGUUAGUGGCAAGCUUGGAUCUCUUAUUAACGGUGAAAACAUUUACAUUGGUUACCUACAAGACAGGGAAUCUUUGGAACUGCUCUGGUCCAAUGGUACAGAGGCAACACUGCUUCAAGUUUCGUGUUCAAUCCCGCUUGAACUGCUGCAAAUCCUCGCAAAGCCGUACACAGUUUAUUUGUCUCUGAAGAACGUGGAAAAUUUGUGCGUCGAAGUGGAUGUAAAACUUCCGAGUACCAGACUCUACAAACCCCUGUCUGCGAUCGACGUCGGACGGGCAUCGGUGUCCGAGGACACAAGGAAAGUUGUCGAGUAUUUCUUCCAACUGCCACACCCUGAGAGGUGCUCGGAAGAACAGAGGUCGUCUCGCCACGACCGCGAGGUGCUCUACGAGCGGAUACGUCGCAGGCAGCGGGCGGAGGAGAUUCCCCUGGAACAGUUUGACGUGAAGCAUCCACACCUGAAGCCAACGUUACGUCGGUACCAAGAAGAAGCCGUUCGGUGGAUGAUCCACAGGGAGCGACGGGAUCUCGGGGAAUAUACGGAAAAUUUCCUUUACACAAAACUGUCCGACUCGGAGGGCAAGUCUCUGUGGUACAGCACUCACUGCGGGUUCUUUGCGACGGAGAAACUGGAUUUUAUGGCAGCCAAUCAGAGAGGGGGUAUCCUGGCAGACGAAAUGGGCCUCGGAAAGACAGUGGAGUUGCUGGCGUGCAUCUUGUUGAACCCCAUGCCCGAGCAAAGUCUGACUACGGAGCAUUGCAGCGAAGACACAGGGAGUAAGAACUGCUCAGUUGGUGAUGAAGAGGAAGCGUUGACGUUCAAGUGUUUUUGCGGGGAGCUUGGCAUCUUUGAUGACUUUGAAGACCUGGUACAGUGCUCAGAAUGCCGAGUUUAUCAACACUCUGCUUGCACUGGCUCCGCGGAUGACGACUACCUGUGCCCUCAAUGUUGGACGGACCCCAAACGGGAAACAUUGAAGAUCAAGGCGACCCUCAUAAUUUGUCCGGCCAGUAUCAGUUUCCAGUGGCAAGAGGAAAGUGAGAAGCAUUUGAGCUCGACGUCCGUCCUGGUUUAUGAAGGAGUUCAGAAGCAGGGCUUCAUCUCACCCGCGACUUUGGCAACGUACGACAUUGUUCUUGUCACCUAUGACGUCUUGGGAAGGGAAAUCUAUCUCGUUGACUUCCCAUCGAGGAAUGACGACGCUCGAUCUAUGAGGAGGCCCCAAAAGUUUCUGCACGCACCGAGUCCCCUGCCAGCCGUCACAUGGUGGCGCAUCUGCUUGGAUGAGGCGCAGAUGGUCGAGAGCACUACUACCAAGUGCUCCCAGAUGGCUCUCAAGCUGGAUGCCGUCAAUCGUUGGUGCGUUACUGGCACUCCGAUCCAGAAGGGACUGAAAGAUCUUUACGGUCUGUUGCUGUUUCUUGGUGAGGAGCCGUACAAUGUACAACUUUGGUGGAGUGAGUUGCUUCUCGGUCCGUACUGCAGUGGAACAACAGAGCCAUUGGUGUCUGUUCUGUCCAAGUGCUUUCGAAGGAUCAUGAAGAAGGACGUAUUAGACCAGAUAGGAGUUCCACCUCAGGAGAGCUUCUACCACCCGCUGAGUUUUUCGGCGAUCGAAGAAGUCUUCUACAAACGCCAGGCUCAGGCCUGCUCCGCGGCAUUGGCGAGGGAGAUCCACAAGUACCACAACGUUGACACGAAGAUGGGGCAGCUGGAUCCUCACUCAGUUACACUCCUCAUCAAGCCCCUGACAUCACUUAGACAAGCGUGCUGCCACCCACAGGCUGUCAGAGGAAAGUUCCUGCCACUAAGAACAGACUCCCUCACAAUAGAGGAACUGUUGACUUGCUUGAUCAAAAAGACUACCACAGAAUGUGAAGAGGCACAUAGACUCAUGGUCGCCGCUAUGAACGGCUUGGCAGGAGUGCACAUAAUUAAAGAUGAACUACAGGAAGCUGCGGAAAUGUACCGUCAGGUCUUGUGGUCAGCCAAAGAUCACAGCAAAGACAUCAAGACGGACAAACUUCAGCAGCUGCACGCUGUGCACAACCUGGCUCAGUUGCUCGAAUCCUGUAAUGAUGGUGCACAAAGUGUAAACGGAUUGAGCAGUUCGACGUGUGAUAUUGAGUGUGUCUCCGUUCUGGACGAACCUGGUACCUGCAGAGCACCGGCUGGUUUAAGUUCCGAAAGUGGUUGUGGUGACUCAAACGAUAGUUCCGACAGUGACACGUGUUCGGAUACGGAAAUUGAAGAAGAAUUUUUGUGCGACACAACGCAGCCUCCUUCAGCGAAAGACGUGCAACGCCCUCGUAAUGAGGGGCAUGUUUCUCGUGGGUUGUCUUUGAAUGCUGAAUCACGCGCGGCAUUUGACUCAGCUUCUGAGGCUGAGUCACUAGCAAAUGUAUCAUCUAAGAUUGAGUCACAAUCAUCAGCAACAAAUAGUUCAUCCUGUUGGGCCGAGUCUGGCUCGGUGGUAAGUGGUGGCUCACCCUUAAAGAAUGAACGGCAUUCAUCGGUGAGAGACGAAUCACAUUCAUCAACGUUACAUGCGGGACACUCGAAGAGCGAAUCUCGGAACAAGGUGUACAUUGCGCGUGCCCCAGGCGACGACAGAUUACGCCGGGAAGCAGGGAAACUCAGGAAGUACUACUUGGAUAAGUACGGAUCGAAGAUAAAACCCUGCCGACGCCAAAUGAAGGAAGCCUUUAGGACCGUGAAAGAAAAUAUGCGCGCAUUCUUACUUCCAAAGAGCGAACCAUGGUGGGUCGUCCUCCUCGACGGUUGCAUCCAAAGGGACAGGGACGAGUGGUUAGUAGACAGAGUGAAGGCUGACCUCGAGAAUAAGAAAUGUGUCGUCUACGUGUUGAAGGAUAGAUUCACAAAUGCACACGGCUUACAGUAUGUACUUCAAAGUGAGCUGACCAAGCUGCACGAUACACGCACGCUUCUUCAAAAGGACGUUCGCGGCCUCUCGGCCCGGCCGUCUGCUCAGGAUGUCGCUUCAGCUGUUGAUUGCCACUUGAGGCCUAGGAAAAAGAGCAGAGAGAAGUGCGUAUACUGCAGAUGUCACGAGAAAUUCAACGUGUACGAAAGUCGUCUGUUCUGCUUCGACGAGGAAACGGGGCACGAGGAGGCGCAGGACAAGGACGUUGCCCUGUUGCUCAAAACGCGUCGCGGAAACUGGGGAGACAGUGAACUGGAGAAGAUCAUUCGGUGCCUCUGUCGUCACGUCAACAUCAUCGGUGAAAAAGCUGUCAGCUCCGAUGCCAGCCUUCACGCAAAAUUGUUUUCCACGCUGAAGAACGAGUUCCGGGCAAUGCGUGCCUAUUACAUGCAAGUCCGUGACUUCGUUGCCGCGCUGGACGAACUCGAAAUGGCCACUGUGCGGUUGGAAGUUCAACUUCCGGAGCCGUCGUCCAGGGCGAGGAGGGGCAAAGAAGAUGAGAAACCCAUGAAUGUCUUGCGGCCGUGGGAGGUGGAAGAUCAAAGAUGUAAGCUGCUGGCAGAGCGACAGUUUCACGGGACGGACCUGAAAAGGAAACUCGGACAACUGUUUUACCUGCGUAAUCUGGAAAAAGGCAGCAGCAUGAGCGAUGGGUCAAGCAACGCAGAGCUCUGCCCAGUGUGCCACAGCGCCCUCGGGGAGAAGUGGAGCGUAUUACAGUGCGGCCACGCAUUCUGCAUCAGCUGCAUCCAGAUGAUGCUGUCCUCUCCGCGGCUGUCCCACGGAGGAAACGUCUCCUGCGCCGUCUGCCGAAGCGCUUGCGCCCAUAACGAGGUCUUCUACGUCGACAUGCGUUCCAAGGAGAAUCCGGACCCUGACAUACAAGUCAAGGGAAAUUACUCUACGAAAGUGGAGGCCGUCGUACGCACCAUUCUCAAGAUAAGACGAGACGACCCUUCUGCAAAGUCCAUAGUCUUCUCUAAGUGGUUGGCUGUAAUAGAAAUCCUGAAGAAGGCCUUCGGGGACAAUGACAUUGAAUUCACUACCUUCGUCCACAGAAGCACAGCCAAGAACAACCUGGCUCUGUUUCGGCACGAGCCCGACAUUUCCGUGCUGUUGAUGCCACUCAGCUUUGGUGCCAAGGGUCUCAACAUCACGGAGGCGACCAACGUGCUACUCGUGGAACCUAUCCUCAACCUGGGUGAAGAACUGCAGGCCAUUGGAAGGGUUCACAGGAUAGGCCAGACGCGGAAAACCUACGUGCACCGGUUCAUGGUGCGCGGCACCAUUGAAGAACGCAUCGUAGAAUACAUGAAGACUUCCCCCGUGUGUGUGGACGGUGUUAAGGAGCAGGAUGCCAUGACAAUAGGAGAUUUGCAGAAGUUAUUUGAUUAAGUCAACGAGCCAAUGACUAGCAAAUUGGAAUGGUCGAGCGAGCUGCUGUACGGUAGAAAGAGGUAACGUUUCCUUAAGUUUGCGGACAACGAAGACCUUCAAGGAAGACGAAAAGUUGUCCUCUUUGUCUUAUGUGUCCCUCAAACUCAAGGAAAUGUGACCUCUUUCAAUGACGAAGGUUUUAGUGCUUCACUUUUUAAUGUUCAUUGCUGAAAGUCAUCAAAUCAUCCUUUUUAUAUAACUAAUUCAAGUUGUAUAGAACUUUUUAUACUAUUAAAAGUCAUUAAUUCUA